Messenger RNA from Gossypium raimondii (Peruvian cotton), 2565 nucleotides. RefSeq lists its product as uncharacterized. Gene Ontology annotation, biological process: regulation of DNA-templated transcription. The transcript has 12 exons. Gene Ontology annotation, cellular component: nucleus. NCBI's taxonomy places the organism in Eukaryota, Viridiplantae, Streptophyta, Magnoliopsida, Malvales, Malvaceae. The coding region runs from base 155 to 2254 and encodes 699 amino acids. The record is from RefSeq and is a predicted model, not a curated record.
AAUUUUGUACUUUAUUCUCUCAAAUCUGCUUCCCGCUACUACAAGGGAAGCGGGAAACUAAAAACCAACUCUAAAGUUGAAAACGUCCGAUAAAGCAUACCCCAAAAAGCUUCAUUUGGUUGAGAAUUUGAGAGAAGAAAAGAGAACUAGGCAAAUGGCUGUUGUUUCAACUUCUGCUUCCCAAAUUGAAGAGGCGAAUCAAACAAAUGGAAAUGGAAUUCGCGUCGUAGGGCGAAGAAUUUAUGAUUCUGAAAAUGGAAAAACUUGCCACCAGUGCCGGCAAAAAACUAUGGAUUUCUUGGCUCCAUGCAAGAACUUGAAAAAGGACAAGCAAUGUACCAUUAAGUAUUGUCAUAAAUGUCUACUGAACAGAUAUGGAGAGAAGGCAGAAGAAGUCGCAUUGUUAAUUGAUUGGAAAUGUCCCAAGUGCAGAGACAUUUGCAAUUGUAGUUGCUGCAUGAAGAAAAAGGGUCACAAUCCUACUGGUAUACUAGUGCACACGGCCAAGAAAACUGGGUUCUCUUCUGUUUCAGAAUUGCUUCAAGCUAAAGGACCUGAAAAUUUUGGAUAUGAAAAGUUUAUAAAAGAUACAGGUGUUUUGUCAAACAAGCAAGCAAAGGAGUUUAUGGCCACUUCACCAAAGAUGCUUGGGAAGGAAAAUUCUUUUGAUGGAGACUGUGAUUCCAAAGUUGGUUCUGAGAAUCUGACAUUAUUUCCUGAUGAAAAGAAAUCUAAGAAGAUGAAACGUGAGGAAUUGAAGGAAUUGUGUAAUGGUAAUGGGGAUCAUGAUCUUUCUUUGAACAAAACUGGUCUAAAAAAGGCUAAAACCUCGAAGGAAUCUUCAAAGAAAACAGUGAAGGGAAAUUAUUGUCUGUCAGAUGAAAAAAACUUGAAUAAAGAAGUGCAAAUUGGUGAUCAUUCCAGUCUCAGCAAAGGACAAGAAGUUAAAUGUGCGAAAAACAAGAAAGGAGAUUUGAAUGGAGCUAAAGCUUUGGAGGAUAUCUCUAAGAAAAGGGAGUCUGUGACUUCUGACGAGGAGUCUAGGAAAAAAUUGAAGUCAAAACAAAAAUCUGUGGCUGCGGAAAAGAAUCUUAACAGGCAGGUUAUUGAAACCAACACUGUAUAUCCAGUUAAAAAGAAAAAGUGUGGUGUAAAAAGUGAGGAUUCUGGUGGUUCAAAUGGUUGCAAGAAUGAUAACAGCAGUGGCAAGCUCCAGUCAGUUAUAAAGCCUUGCAGAGACAAAAAACUUGACACAGACGUUCAACUGCCUAAGGGCUCCAGCUUAAUAACUGUUGCUGGCAUUGAUUUACCUCCCAAAGAUGUUGGUCAUGCAUUACAGUUCCUAGAGUUUUGUGCAGCUUUUGGAGCGGUUCUUGAUAUGAAGAAAGGGCAAGCAGAAUCUGUAAUCAGAGAAAUAAUGCGUGGACGUGGGAGAUGCCGAUUACAGUACUCUCCAGUAGUCCAAAUCCAUGUACAAUUGUUGUCUCUAAUACAAAAAGAUAUGGGGAAGAAAUUUCCACCCUUCAAAGCAAGUGACAAUGGUUCAUGGUUUAGAGCCCUUGGCCAAUGUGUUUCUGAAUCCCAAUGUGCACUCAGAGAAGUUUCUUCUGAUAUUUAUGAUGGUGGUGUGGAUGCAUAUAAUGUGCUAGGCAGUUCUAUAAAGCUUAAACUCUUAAACAUUUUAUGUGAUGAAGCCCUUUGCACAAUAACAUUGAGGAAUUGGAUUGACAAGCAAAAUUCUCAGUUUGUUGAUAGUGAGAAGGAAGCAAAAGAAAAGAUUCUAGUUGCAAGGGAUAAGGAAAAACAAUUAAGGCAGAAAAUGCAAGAUGAGGUUGCCAAAGCUAUUAUUGAAAAAAGUGGUGCUUCUCUGUCAGUUUCUGAGCAUGAGGUUCUUGUUAGACAAAUAAAAAGAGAAGUAAUUCAAGUUCAUGAAGAUGUGUGCCAGGCAAUUCGUAUGUUACCAAGGAAGAGACAGAGAUCUGAUGCUGUUAGAACAGCACCUAUUAUAUUGGAUGUUAGUGGUCGUGCUUUCUGGAAAUUGAGAGGGUAUACCAGUGAAAACUAUAUAUUGCUGCAAGAUAUUGGAACCUUAGAUCCAGUUGCACCUAGUGAGAAAUGGUUUGUCUAUGAUGUUGAACAGAAACCAGAUGUAGAGAAAUACAUCUCUUCUAUAAGGACAAAAAGGGUUAAGAUUCAUAAAGUUAAAGACAGCCUUCCAACUGCUAUUGUUGGAGAAAACUUGAAGCAUGCUUAGUCCAAUCAUUUUGUUUCUGAAAAAUUCUGGUAAUAAUAUGCUGCAUGUUACGGGACAUGGCUUCCAGGUCAUUGUAGUGAAAAAUCUUUCAAGUUAGGCUCCAACUAUAUAAUGAGGUUAGUAGGGGUCUACUCCGGCAGGAGUGGUUUGAUAAAAAGAGUUUCCAUUUUCACGCCCUUUUCUUGCAGCUGACUUUUCUUGUUGAUUAAUCUAUUCUUUUCAUUUCUAAUUGUGGUUAGUGCUUUUUUACCUUUACAAAACAAUUUAACUUUUUAAUAAUUUUUAUUAUAAUAAUUAAAAAACAUUGUCAA